Molecule: messenger RNA, 954 nt
Organism: Eutrema salsugineum
Lineage: Eukaryota; Viridiplantae; Streptophyta; Magnoliopsida; Brassicales; Brassicaceae
Product: ethylene-responsive transcription factor ERF036
Exons: 1
Coding region: 28-744 (238 amino acids)
Biological process (GO): regulation of DNA-templated transcription
Molecular function (GO): DNA-binding transcription factor activity; DNA binding
Source: RefSeq, a predicted model, not a curated record
GUCUCUCUCUAAAACUGAGUACAAAAGAUGACGUCACCAAACAGUCCAUCACCAACAUCAUCGUCAUCGGACCAAUCUGAUGUAACUACAACAACAAGCACCCACUUGUCUGAAACUUCACCCAGAAAAAACACAAGAAAGAGAAGAAGAGUCUCAUCUUCAUCUUCUUCCUCUUCUUGUUCUAAGCAUCCUGUUUACAGAGGUGUACGGAUGAGAAGUUGGGGCAAAUGGGUCUCUGAGAUCCGACAGCCUCGUAAAAAGACUCGGAUUUGGCUCGGCACUUUCGCCACCGCAGACAUGGCGGCUCGUGCUCACGACGUCGCUGCUCUCACCAUCAAAGGCUCCUCCGCCGUCAUCAACUUCCCGGAGCUGGCCUCUGUUCUCCCUCGUCCGGCGUCAUCUUCACCGCAGGAUAUCCAAGCAGCCGCCGCAGAAGCCGCAGCUAUGGUUGUCGACGGGAAAAUGUCAGAGCCGGAGGUGGAGGAGGCAGCACCGUCAUCGGAAUCAUCUUACUUGGCGGCGGAGUCAGAGGAGGAGAGGUUGGAGAAGAUUGUGGAGUUGCCUAACAUUGAGGAUAGCUACGAUGAGAGCGUGACGUCACGCGCUGAUCUGUCUUAUUCUGAGCCGUUCGAUUGUUGGAUGUAUCCUCCUCCUCCUCCGGCCAUGGAUUUUUAUGAAGAGAUCUUGGAGUUUGAUUUCUUGGAGUUAUGGAGUUUUCCUCACACGGAACUGAUUAAUCACUAAUUAAGUUUAAUUUAUUAAUUGCUGUCAUGGAUAGCAUUUGUGUUGCUUCUAUCUGUACGGGGUAGUUUUUUUAUACGUAGUUUUUUAUACGUAGUGUAGACGUACAUGUGUACGUAGUGGUAGACUGGUAGUAUGUUGUCAGCUGUAACAUACGGUACCAAGGCUAGUAUACAAUUAUUGUAACAUAAUUUAUAUAUAGAUAUAUACAUA